AUGGCGGCCAAGCGGUCGAGUUGGAUACCCUGGCAACUGUUGUGCCUGGCAACGCUGGCGGCAACAUUGGCAGCGGCAAUGGCAAUGGCAACCCUGCCAUAUGCCCAGGACAACGCCAUGGUAAUAGGCGAGCCGCUGGGCAGCUCCGAUGUGGGAGAUUUUCACGCCCAUUUGGAUGACCUGCAGACGGCCGAGUCGAAAAAGCACGAGGAUGAGCAUGAGGAAGAAGGUGAAGAGGAGUCUGGUGAGAAAAAGCAUAGCGAGCAUUACAAGGAGCAUGGCGAGAAGAGCAAAAAGGGUCACAAGCAUGGCGAACAGCAUGAGAAGGGCGAGAAAGGACAUCACGACAAGGAGGGCAAAAAGGGUGAGCAUGGCGAGGAGGAGGGACACGAAAAGAAGCACAAGCACUCCGAGAGCCACCACAAGAAGAAGAAAAAGGGUGAGAAGGGUGAAAAGGGUAGCGAAUUCGAGGAUCAUGGCUCCUAUAAAAAGGGUCACUCCAUCAAGGGUAAACACAAUGUUCACAAACUGAACGAGGAUAAAAAGGAGAAAAAGUACUACGACGAGGAUCACGACGAGGGCGGAGAGGAGAAGCACGGAGCCUUUGAGGAAGGCAAGAAGCACAAAAAGGGCAGCAGCUACAAAAAGGGCGAGCACAAAAAGGGCGGACACGAGGAACACUAUGGCAAAAAGGGCCACAGCAAAAAGGGACACAAGAAAAAGGGUCACAAGGGUCACAAGAAGAAGCACGAGGAGGCCAAGAAAUGGGGACACAAAAAGGAGCAUGGCAAAAAGGGCGGCGAGGAGCACAAGAAAAAGUGGCACAAAUCCCAGAAGAAGAGCAGCGAACACGAUCAUGGACAUCACUAA
This is a messenger RNA of Drosophila innubila, 870 nucleotides long. RefSeq names its product cylicin-2. The transcript has a single exon. NCBI's taxonomy places the organism in Eukaryota, Metazoa, Arthropoda, Insecta, Diptera, Drosophilidae. The coding region runs from base 1 to 870 and encodes 289 amino acids. The record is from RefSeq and is a predicted model, not a curated record.